Messenger RNA from Batrachochytrium dendrobatidis JAM81, 609 nucleotides. RefSeq lists its product as uncharacterized. NCBI's taxonomy places the organism in Eukaryota, Fungi, Chytridiomycota, Chytridiomycetes, Rhizophydiales. Gene Ontology annotation, molecular function: mRNA 3'-UTR AU-rich region binding. The coding region runs from base 1 to 609 and encodes 202 amino acids. The transcript is spliced from 6 exons. The record is from RefSeq and is a predicted model, not a curated record. Gene Ontology annotation, cellular component: mRNA cleavage factor complex.
AUGGCAACAUCGCAGCAGCCAACUGUGUCGCUUUAUCCACUCUCUGGGUUCAGUUUUGGUGCCAAAGAUCCUCAAAUGGAAGACGAUCAAACCAUGUCAGCCAAACUGAAUCGUCUACAAUCUGAAUUCGAGAUUCAAGGCAUGAGAACCUCAGUCGAGGGUGUGUUGUUGGUCCAUGAACAUGGUCAUCCUCAUAUUCUUAUGCUUCAAGUUGCAAACUCUUAUUACAGUCUUCCAGGAGGCAUUCUCAAGCCAGGAGAGGAUGAGAUUGAAGGACUGAAACUAAGAAUUAACCAAAAACUAGCUCCGAUUGGCCAUGAUCAAACCUCGGAAUCUGAUUUUGAUGUUGGUGAGCUUAUCGGUGUUUGGUGGAGACCUAGCAUUGAAUCCAUUAUGUACCCAUACGUUCCGGCUCAUAUCUCACGUCCCAAGGAAAUGCGCAAAGUAUACUUGAUACAUUUACCUGAAAAGAAAUUACUUUCUGUGCCUAAAAAUAUGAAACUAUUGGCAGUUCCACUGUUCGAGUUGUAUGAUAACGCUGCAAGAUACGGUCCACAUCUUACUACAUUGCCCAACUUGCUCUCUAGAUUUAAUUUUGUUGCUCGAUAA